GGCGUAGCCUCAAUGAUGCAGAACAAGGUGUAUGACAUCUGUGAUGAAGGUCACAGUGGCGUAAACCAGCUUGGUGGUGUGUUUGUUAAUGGUAGACCGCUGCCGGAUUCCACCAGGCAGAAAAUAGUUGAACUUGCUCACAGUGGUGCUCGACCCUGCGACAUCUCCAGGAUACUGCAGACCCAUGAUGAAGUCCAAGUGCUGGACAGUGACAAGGUAUCCAACGGCUGCGUGAGCAAGAUCCUGGGCAGAUAUUAUGAAACUGGCUCCAUAAGACCGAGAGCAAUAGGCGGCAGCAAGCCCAGGGUCGCCACUCCGGAGGUGGUCGCGAAAAUCGCGCAGUACAAGCGGGAGUGUCCGUCUAUCUUCGCGUGGGAGAUCCGCGACAGACUUCUGUCGGAGGGGAUCUGCACCAACGACAAUAUACCCAGUGUAAGUGUAUUGACUGUGUCAUCGAUAAACAGAGUCCUCCGCAACCUGGCUAGUGAAAAGCAACAGAUGGGCGCAGAUGGCAUGUAUGACAAGCUGAGAAUGCUCAACGGUCAGACAGGAACUUGGGGGACCCGGCCCGGCUGGUACCCCGGAACAUCAGUGCCAGGGCAGCCCAACCAAGAUGGCUGCCAACAACAAGACGGUGCAGGAGAAAACACAAACUCCAUCAGCUCGAACGGCGAGGAUUCAGAGGAGACACAGAUGCGACUCCAGCUCAAGAGGAAACUACAGAGAAAUCGCACGUCCUUCACACAGGAGCAAAUUGAAGCUCUGGAAAAAGAAUUUGAAAGAACUCAUUAUCCAGAUGUUUUCGCGCGUGAGAGACUAGCAGCGAAAAUCGACCUGCCCGAAGCGAGAAUACAGGUAUGGUUUUCAAAUAGAAGAGCAAAGUGGAGGCGAGAGGAGAAGCUGCGGAACCAGCGCCGUCAGGCCAACAACUCCUCCAGUCACAUUCCCAUCAGCAGCAGCUUCAGCACCAGCGUCUACCAGGCCAUCCCACAGCCCACUACACCGGUGUCUUUCACCUCGGGGUCAAUGCUGGGUAGACCUGACUCUGCACUCACAAACACCUACAGUGCGCUGCCCCCCAUGCCCAGCUUCACCAUGGCAAACAAUCUACCUAUGCAACCCAGCCAGACCUCCUCUUAUUCCUGCAUGCUGCCUACCAGUCCGCCUGUGAACGGGCGGAGCUACGAAACAUACACGCCCCCUCAUAUGCAGGCACAUAUGAACAGCCAAUCAAUGACCACUUCUGGUACCACCUCAACAGGACUCAUCUCUCCUGGAGUGUCUGUCCCUGUCCAAGUCCCAGGGAGCGAGCCUGACAUGUCUCAGUACUGGUCAAGACUACAGUAG
Molecule: messenger RNA, 1347 nt
Organism: Toxotes jaculatrix (banded archerfish)
Lineage: Eukaryota; Metazoa; Chordata; Actinopteri; Toxotidae
Gene: pax6b
Product: paired box 6b
Exons: 12
Coding region: 13-1347 (444 amino acids)
Biological process (GO): regulation of transcription by RNA polymerase II; anatomical structure development
Molecular function (GO): DNA-binding transcription factor activity, RNA polymerase II-specific; RNA polymerase II cis-regulatory region sequence-specific DNA binding
Source: RefSeq, a predicted model, not a curated record